UCCUCCUUCCAUCCCCUUCAACGUCUUCCCUUUGUUCUGUUUCAUCCAGAUGAGGAAUUUUACUACCAGGUUAUUUCAUCUCAGAGUCACCCUUUGCCCGUGACCUGUGGUCACGUACAGGUCGUGCGGUGUCGUGCAAAGUCUAGUCCUACUUCUCGCGGGCUUCUCGUCGUUCCGGCCGGUCAACAGGACUGCAAGUGACGUCUCAUCUCCGUGAACAAUGGAGGACACCCUGCGUAGUAGCAACCCCAAUGGAAAGAUCAUCUGUGAAAUACCAAAGAGGACGGUAAAGAGCCGUUUAUUUCCAUUAUCGCCAGCCACACGCAAGCAGGAAAAGUUUGGAUUUUCACCUAUGCGCCAGAUUUCGAGCAAGACGCCGUACAGAGAUUCGCCAAAGGUGACCGACCAUGUGAAUUAUACGGAUUAUCGCUUCGAGAGCAAGAGACUGCAUUCCUUCAGCGACUGGCUCGUGCCGUUUAUGGAACCAAAGAAAUUAGCUAAGGCUGGAUUUUUCUAUAACAAGAAGUAUAAUGGGGCGCAAUGCUUCGCGUGCUCGCUUACGUUGUACAGCUGCCCAAAGGUCGACGACCCUAUGUUGAGGCACCGACGUUGGUCCGGCAACUGCGCCUUCGUCCGUAACCUUCCUUGUGGAAACGUGCCGAUUGGCGCCGAUCCCACCACAAUCCCCAAAAUUCCAAAACGUAAGGGUGUUUGCGGCAUUAAGUACAUUCCGUGUUCCGGUCCGGACAACGAUCUACAGAAGAAAGUUACGACCAGUUUACCAGUUCCGCCCGUGGAGAACAAUAUCGAAAUGAAAAAGAUGUACACAGCCAAAUUCAACGACGUGCUGAGCCCGAAGAUACCCACGUACGCUAGCUACGAACGGAGAUUGGCCUCUUUCGCGACGUGGCCCAAAGCAGCGUGGUUCCAAGCAAAGGAGGACAUGGCAGCCGCCGGUUUCUUCUUCUACGACGAUCUGUUUGAUACGCAUUUCGAUAAAACGAUGUGUUUCUACUGCGAGGGAAUCUUAAAGGAAUGGUUACCGUCGGACGAUCCUGUUGAAGAGCACGCCAGGUGGUUACCCAGAUGCGAGUUCAUCAAAAAGUUAAUUGCGGAGAAAGACCUUCAACUGGAGGAGGAGGACGAUUCGUACUCCUCAUGCCCAGAAUCGACAGACGACGAGUUUGAUGAAGAACUGACCAGGAUGUUUCUCGUAUGCAUGUCCAAAAGGAUAAAAGCGGAUAAAGACUUUGAGAAGCAACUAAAGGAGGAGGGCGACUUGUACUCCUCGUUUUCAGAACUGAUGGACGACGAGACUCUUGAAGAGCUGGCCAUGUUGCUUCCCAAAUCCGAGUUCGUCAAAAGGAUAAUAGCGAAGAAAAACCUCAAGAAACAACUGACGGAGGAGGACGAUUCGAACUUCUCAUCCUCAGAAUCGAUAGAUGACGAGACUCAGAGUGAUACGACCAGCGAUUGUUAG
Messenger RNA from Vollenhovia emeryi, 1480 nucleotides. Its product is annotated as apoptosis 1 inhibitor-like. Gene Ontology annotation, molecular function: ubiquitin protein ligase activity; cysteine-type endopeptidase inhibitor activity involved in apoptotic process. NCBI's taxonomy places the organism in Eukaryota, Metazoa, Arthropoda, Insecta, Hymenoptera, Formicidae. Gene Ontology annotation, cellular component: nucleus; cytoplasm. The record is from RefSeq and is a predicted model, not a curated record. The transcript has 3 exons. Gene Ontology annotation, biological process: negative regulation of apoptotic process; regulation of cell cycle; positive regulation of protein ubiquitination. The coding region runs from base 221 to 1480 and encodes 419 amino acids.